AUGAACGUUCUUAAGCUUCAGAGGAAAUUUCCUCAAUUUGAACAAGGCGACAUAUUCGGCCUUACCGAUGCCUUCCGCAGGCUAGACGUCGACGAUAAGGGCUAUAUUGACGAGGCUACCGCUAUCAAGGCCACCCAGCAAAGCGAACGACAGCCUUACGAUGUCGUUAGACAGGCUUUAAGAGAAGUUGAGCUCGACGCUUCCCGAAGAGUUGAACUCGAAGACUAUGUCGGCUUAAUCGCUAAACUACGCGAAUCCUCCCCUGCGCAACGGCGUAUGAACACUGGGGGUGCUGCGCCGGUUGCUCCUGCUGGCAUUGUAUCUCAAAGAACAGGCGGACAAGGGCAUUCCUCCAAAGGAAGCAUCGGCAAGAUUCACGUUCAAGGCUCCAGUGCUAAUGUCACUCAUACCAUCAACGAAGAUGAACGAACCGAAUUUACCCGCCACAUCAAUGCUGUCUUAGCCGGCGACCCUGACAUAGGGAGUCGAUUGCCCUUCCCGACCGACACUUUUGAGAUGUUCGACGAGUGCAAAGACGGUUUGGUGCUGGCCAAGCUUAUCAAUGACAGCGUUCCCGACACCAUCGACGAGCGUGUACUAAAUGUCCCUGGUAGGAAGGUCAAAAAGUUGAACACGUUCCAUAUGACAGAGAACAACAAUAUUGUCAUAGAGUCUGCGAAAGGUAUCGGCUGCUCAGUCGUCAAUAUUGGUAGCGGUGAUAUCAUCGAAGUUCGAGAACAUCUCAUUCUAGGUCUAAUCUGGCAGGUUAUCCGGAGAGGUCUCUUAGGCAAGAUUGAUAUUAAACUUCACCCUGAGCUCUAUAGACUGCUUGAAGAAGACGAGACGCUGGAGCAGUUUCUACGCUUACCUCCCGAGCAAAUCCUCCUACGAUGGUUCAACUAUCAUCUUAACGCAGCUGGCUGGCAUCGCCGAGUUAACAAUUUCUCGAGCGACGUAAAGGAUGGAGAGAACUAUGCAGUUCUUCUGGCGCAAAUUGGAAAAGAUUGCGGUUGUAGCAGAGCUCCUCUUCAAACGCGUGAUCUAUUACAACGAGCAGAGGAGGUACUAGUCGACGCCGACAAGCUGAGAUGCAGAAAGUUCUUGACACCGAGCUCCCUCGUAGCAGGAAACCCUAAGCUCAACCUAGCUUUUGUUGCCAAUUUGUUCAACACUCAUCCCGCCCUAGACCCGAUUACCGAGGAAGAAAAGCAGCAGGUGGAAGACUUUGAUGCCGAAGGUGAACGAGAAGCCAGAGUAUUCACAUUGUGGUUGAACAGUCUAGAUGUGCAACCCGCUGUGGUCUCCUUCUUCGAUGACCUUUGUGACGGCACCGUUCUACUUCAGGCCUACGACAAGGUUAUCAAGGGCUCGGUGAAUUGGAGACAUGUGAACAAGAGGGCGGCAAGCGGCGCCGAGUUGAUGAGGUUCAAAGCCGUCGAGAACACUAAUUACGCCGUUGAACUCGGCAAGCAGAAUGGCUUCUCGCUAGUUGGUAUUCAAGGAGCGGACAUCACAGAUGGAAAUAAAAUGCUCACACUGGGCCUUGUCUGGCAACUCAUGCGAAAGGAUAUUACUCUUACACUUUCGGCUCUAGCGCAACGUCUUGGGAAACGGGAGAUGACCGAUGCAGAGAUGGUAAGAUGGGCGAAUGACAUGUCCCGAAAAGGCGGCCGGAAUUCAGCAGUUCGGUCAUUCAAAGACCCCGCUAUUGGCAGUGGUAUCUUCUUCUUAGACGUUCUAAACGGUAUGAAGAGCAGUUAUGUUGACUACGAUCUUGUCACACCCGGACGAACCGAUGAAGAAGCAUACUUAAAUGCUAAGCUUAGCAUUAGCAUUGCCAGAAAGAUGGGAGCAACAAUCUGGCUAGUCCCCGAAGACAUCUGCCAGGUCCGGAGCAGAUUGGUUACUACUUUCAUUGGCUCACUUAUGGCGACUCACGAGAAGAUGCAGUAG
Molecule: messenger RNA, 1953 nt
Organism: Daldinia childiae
Lineage: Eukaryota; Fungi; Ascomycota; Sordariomycetes; Xylariales; Hypoxylaceae
Product: Fimbrin
Exons: 4
Coding region: 1-1953 (650 amino acids)
Biological process (GO): actin filament bundle assembly; actin filament network formation
Cellular component (GO): actin filament bundle; cytoplasm; actin filament
Molecular function (GO): actin filament binding
Source: RefSeq, a predicted model, not a curated record